AUGUCAUCAUUCAUUGCCAACGUCAAGUCGGUGCUCAGCGGAGACACCCUCGUGCUCACUAGCCCCAACAACCCUGCGGCCGAACGGACACUCUCGCUUGCUUAUGUCUCCGCCCCUCGCCUGAGCAAGGACGGCGAUGAGCCGUAUGCUUUUCAGUCACGCGAGUUCUUGAGGGCCCUGGCCGUUGGGAAACCAGUCAAGUUCAGCGUUUCGUACACCAUCCCCAACUCUGGUCGGGAAUACGGAACUGCCUUGCUCCAGGAUGGCACUGAGCUUCCAGAGGCAGCAGUCAGUGCUGGUUGGCUCAAGGUCAGAGAAGAUGCUGGACGGAAAGAAGAGUCCGAGGACGUUCUCGCCAAGAUCGACAACCUACGGAGUCUCGAGACAGCAGCUAAGGAUGAAUCCAAGGGGCUGCAUGCUGGUUCCGGCGGUUUUAUCGAGGUCCAGAACGACCUGGGUGGCCCCGAGUUUAUGAACAAAUGGAAGGGCAAGACAGUAGACGGCAUCGUCGAGCGUGUCAUUAGCGGCGACAGGCUUCUCGUCCGCUUGCUCCUUGAAGAGAAGAAGCACUGGCAGGUCAUGACACUCAUGGCUGGUAUCCGUACCCCCUCGACCGAGCGUGUCAACCAGUCGAACGGGCAGACACAGCCCGCAGAAGAAUUUGGUAAUGAGGCCCGCAACUUUGUCGAGCAACGCCUUCUCCAACGCCCGGUCCAGAUCAAGAUCGUGGGCGCCAGCCCUCAGGGCCAGCUCGUUGGCGCCGUUAUUCACCCUCGCGGAAACAUUGCCGAGUUCCUUCUAAAGGAGGGUCUCGCUCGGUGCAAUGACUUCCACUCCACCAUGCUCGGCGCCGACAUGGCUUCCCUCCGUGCCGCCGAGAAGGAUGCUCAAGGUGCUCGUCGUCGUUUGCACAAGGGCUUUGUCGCCAAGACUACCGAUAGCAAGGAACAUGAUGCGACCGUCACCAAAAUCAUUGGCGCCGAUACCAUCAUCGUCCGCAAUAAGGCCGGUGCCGAGAAGAGGAUCAGCUUGAGCAGUGUCCGCGGGCCCCGUGCCGGAGAGUCCUCUGAGGCGCCGUUCAGGGACGAGGCGAAGGAGUUCCUGCGGAAGAAGCUUAUUGGAAAACACGUCCGCAUCUCAGUCGAUGGCACCAAGCCGGCCAGCGACGACUUCGAGGCCCGCGAGGUCGCUACCAUUACCCAAAAUGGUAAAAACAUCGGGCUGCAACUCGUCCAGGAAGGCUACUGCUCCGUAAUCAGGCACCGGAAAGACGACACCGAUAGGGCGUCUAACUAUGACGAGCUGCUUGCAGCUCAGGAGACGGCUAAGGAGGAGAAGAAGGGGAUGUGGUCUGGCAAAGCACCCAAAGUCAAGCAAUACGUCGACAUGUCGGAGAGCGUCCAGAAGGCGAAGAUUCAGCUUUCUACCCUCUCCAGGCAGCGCAAGGUCGCGGGUAUCGUCGAUUUCUGCAAAUCUGGAUCUCGCUUCACUAUCCUGGUGCCCCGUGAGGAAGCUAAGCUCACACUAGUACUCGCUGGCAUUCGUGCUCCUCGCUCCGGGCGGACCCCUCAGGAUAAGGGGGAGCCUUUUGGGCAGGAGGCUUUGGACCUGGCCAACAAGCGCUGCAACCAAAGGGAUUGUGAGAUUGACGUCCAUGACAUUGACAAGGUUGGCGGCUUCAUUGGUGACCUAUUUGUGAACCGGGAAAGUUUCGCCAAGAUUCUUGUCGAAGAGGGCCUGGCUUCUGUUCACAAGUACUCGGCUGAGAAGUCGGGUAACGCCCCCGAGCUUCUGGCCGCGCAAGAUCGUGCAAAGGAGGCGAGAAAGGGGCUAUGGCAGGAUUGGGACCCGUCGCAAGACGCCGAGCAAGAAGCGGAGGCCGCAGCUGGCGAACCUGCGGCAGAUGUUUCGGUCACUAUCGAGAAGAAGCCAGAGGAUUACCGAAAUGUCAUCAUCACAAACAUUGAUGCGAACGGCCGGAUCAAGGUCCAGGAGAUCGGGAAAGGCACAGACGCGUUGGAGUCCUUGAUGGACCAGUUCCGGCAGUUCCACAUCAACCCCACAAAUAGCGCCACCAUCAAGGACGCCCCGAAGGCUGGUGACUACGUAGCCGCCCAGUUUACAGAGGACGGCGAGUGGUACAGAGCGCGCAUCCGCUCCAACGACCGCGCCGCUAAGGUGGCCGAGGUCGUGUACAUCGACUACGGCAACUCAGAGAAGCAGCCGUGGUCGAAGCUCCGGCCGCUCAGCCAGGCCCAGUUCACGGUCCAAAAGCUGAAGCCGCAGGCCGUCGACACCCAGCUGUCGUUCGCGCAGCUCCCGGCGUCCCCCGACUACCUCAGCGACGCCAUCAACUACCUCUACGAGCUCACCGAGGGCAAGCAGCUGGUGGCCUGCUUCGACUACGUCGACAGCAAGGAGGGCGUGACCUACGUCACCCUGUACGACCGCAAGCCCGAAGGCGCUAGCACCGAGUCGAUCAACCGCCAAGUUGUCCUGGACGGCCACGCCCUAGUCGCGCGGAAGCUGAAGGCGUGGGAGCGCAGCAAGGUCUUUGAGCCCGUGCUCAAGAGCCUGCGGGAGGCCGAGGCCGAGGCAAAGGAGGGUCGUCGGGGUAUCUGGGAGUACGGCGAUAUCACCGAAGACUAA
Molecule: messenger RNA, 2649 nt
Organism: Chaetomium globosum CBS 148.51
Lineage: Eukaryota; Fungi; Ascomycota; Sordariomycetes; Sordariales; Chaetomiaceae
Exons: 2
Coding region: 1-2649 (882 amino acids)
Biological process (GO): mRNA catabolic process; regulatory ncRNA-mediated gene silencing
Cellular component (GO): cytosol; nucleus; RISC complex
Molecular function (GO): RNA binding; nuclease activity
Source: RefSeq, a predicted model, not a curated record